Molecule: messenger RNA, 939 nt
Organism: Drosophila sulfurigaster albostrigata
Lineage: Eukaryota; Metazoa; Arthropoda; Insecta; Diptera; Drosophilidae
Product: dnaJ protein homolog 1
Exons: 1
Coding region: 1-939 (312 amino acids)
Biological process (GO): negative regulation of transcription by RNA polymerase II
Cellular component (GO): cytosol
Molecular function (GO): protein-folding chaperone binding
Source: RefSeq, a predicted model, not a curated record
AUGGGCAAAGAUUUCUACCAAAUACUUGGCAUAAGUCGCCAUGCCGAGGAGGAUGAAAUUAAGAAAGCCUAUCGCAAAUUGGCCCUCAAAUAUCAUCCAGACAAGAAUAAAAGUGCCGAGGCAACCGAACGUUUCAAACUGGUCGCUGAAGCCUACGAAGUGUUGUCCGACAAAAGGAAACGCGACAUUUACGAUCGAUCCGGCGAAGAGGGUUUAAAUCACGGCUGCAACAGCCAGGAAAGCGGCUCUGAACCCAGUUAUCAUUUUCAUGGAGAUCCAAGCGCAACAUUUGCACAAUUCUUCGGCAGCUUUGGCUUUGACGAGAGCUCUGCCAAUGAUCCAUUUAGUGCGUUGGCUGGUUUUCCUGGUUUCUCAACCAGAACCCAGGAUCCGGCAAUUGUGCAUGAACUGUUUGUGAGGCUCGAGGACAUCAACAGCGGUUGCCAGAAGAAAAUGCAAAUCUCACGCAUGAGACUGGUGAACGGUGUGCCGCGCAAGCAGUUCAAGCAGCUGGUCAUUGACAUCAAACCAGGUUGGAAAUCGGGUACCAAAGUCACCUUCAGCAAAGAGGGGGACGAGUCAACAAAUCGCAUUCCUGCCGACAUUGUGUUCAUCAUACGCGAUGCGCCGCAUCCGCUGUUCGAGCGCGUUGGCAGCGACAUUCAUCACACGGCCAAGGUCACACUGAAGCAGGCGCUGUGCGGUGUCAGCAUUGAGGUGCCCACCUUGCAACCCGAUGUGACUUUGUUCUAUCACAGCAAUGGCGAGGUCAUUGGGCCGACGAGAGUGAAGUGUUUCUAUGAACAUGGUUUGCCGUAUUCGAAGAAUCCGCUGCAACGUGGUUGUCUCUUUUUGCACUUCGACAUUGAGUUUCCUGACGCCUUGCCGGCCCCACUGGUCAGACAACUGGAGGAGCUGCUGCCGGACUGCAAAAAAUAA